Acanthoscelides obtectus is the source of this 1737-nucleotide messenger RNA. Lineage: Eukaryota; Metazoa; Arthropoda; Insecta; Coleoptera; Chrysomelidae. The record is from the annotation of a GenBank genome assembly.
AUGUGCCUUUUAUGCAACAAAGUUUUGGGCAAUGACGCUAUGAAACCAUCUAAACUGCAAGAUCAUCUGAGAAGAUGCCACCCUGAUAAAACAGAGAAAGUUUUGAAAUACUUUCAAACACUCAAAGAUAAAUUUCAGAAGAGACCUACACUGGACAGAAUGUUCGCUUCGACGUCCCAAAGAAAUGAUGAUGGUUUGCGGGCGUCUUACAAUAUCACGUUACUUAUAGCAAAAUCCGGAAAACCGCAUACUAUCGGAGAGAAGUUAAUUUUGCCAGCCGUUGAAGAGGUUUUAAAAACUGUUUUACACAAACCUGCAUCUGAUAUCGUUAAAAGAAUUCCCUUAAGCAACAAUACUGUUGAAAGACGUAUUGAUGAAAUGAGUUCUGAUAUUGAAAGCUUCUUAUGUAAUUAUUUGCAAACGACCCAUUUCUCUAUACAACUGGAUGAGUCAACUUUACCUGAUAAUGCAGCGUUAUUAUUGGCAUAUGUUCGUUUUAUUAUGAAUCAAGAAAUCUACGAAGAACUGCUCUUCGCAAGAACUUUGAUAACCGACACUAAAGCGAAAAAAGCAGAAAUAAUCGAUCACCUCUUCUCCAAGUCAACCGAUACCUGGCUGAAGGGACAGAAAACCGCCGAAGGUAUUGCACCCUUUACCCUGGAGGAGAUACAAGAGGCAGCAUUGGAAAUCAAGAUUGGAAAGGCUCCUGGACCUGACGGUAUACCACCGGAGGCACUGAAGAUAGCGUUGGAGGUAUUGCCGGAGACGAUACUAGGCGUGCUGAACCAGCUACUGAGUUCACAAGACUUCCCCAAGAUCUGGAAGAUUGCCUCAGUGACUCUUAUAUGGAAGAGAAAACCCGUGGAACUACCUUCCUCUCACAGACCUAUCUGUAUGCUGAGGGUAGUGGGAAAGUUCUUCGAAAGACUAAUUAAACCUGGAAUCGAACAGGAGCUCAAAUCGAAAGUUGACCUGUCAAACGAGCAGUAUGGAUUUAGGGAGGGCAGAUCAACCGUCCAGGCAAUUGAAGCAGUCGCGGAUAAUGUAUCGAAGACGGAAAGCAAGUGGUGCGCACUGAUCACUGUUGACGUAGAAAAUACCUUUAACUCGGCUACUUGGAGCCUAAUUAUUAAGGAACCCCGACGUAGGGAAAUUUUAGCAUACCUGAUAAACUUGGUGGAUAGCCACUACCAGGACAGAAAGCUUCUCCUAACGAAGAGAGAAACGAGGGACAUCUGCGCGGGAGUUCCUCAAGGCUCAGUCCUUGGGCCUCUUCCGUGGAAUGUGCUUUAUGAUGGAGUUCUGGGUCUUGCAUUUCCACAGGGAAUAAAAUGCAUUGCGUACGCUGACGAUCUGGCGAUCAUAGCGAAGGCGAACUAUUCCAAUGAGCUGGAAAUCAUCACGAACGAAGCGUUGGCAAGAAUCAGCGAGUGGAUGGCAGCAAACAAGUUGCGACUUGCCCCACAGAAGACGGAAGCCGUGAUACUGAAGGGAUCCCGCAAGAAGAGCUCGGUGAAUUUGCAAUUCCUUGGGACGAAGAUAGUGACAAAGAGACACCUCACGUACCUGGGAGUCGUGUUAGAUGGCAACUCAAAGUUUGGAGAGCACGUUCGUCAAGUCAUCAGGAAGGUAGUUGCUAGGAUGGCCCAGCUAUCAAGAAUACUACCAAAUAUAGGAGGUCCAAGUAGCCCUAAAAGGACGGUCCUUUGCGAGGUAAUCCACUCCGUGGUCCUGUAG